CUCAACGCUGUUAGAGCUAAGAGCUGCGUUCUGCAUGUGUAGCUUGCUAAAACACAGGUGAUAAACAAAACGUUACCACAAUCGCAAACGCAGAGGGCACAUUUGACGGAAACCACUCCGAUCCAGAAACCAAAAAGAAACCAAAGAAAGCCGCGUGUCUUUCAAAGAGAUGGACAAUUGCGUACAUGGGGAUGUGGUUUGGUGUCCUGGGAUACGGGCUCAACACUAACAUGAGUGUGGCCAUUGUGUGCAUGGCCAGCACUACCCACAAUACGUCCUCCAGUGAUGUUACAUCGCCGCUCAGUGAAGGGAAUGCAACUGAUCUUUCUUUUCUCAAAAAUGGCACAUAUGACAUAGGGCACGCAGAAAAACACAAUGAAACUCAACUUAAGGAUAACAUUGAUGAUCAUGACUCUAUCACAUAUAUUGACGAUGAUAACCAAAUAACCGAAAAAGGGAAUGAAAGAAACACUGUCAAUGUUGACAUAUUGCAAUGCGCUGAGAUCGGAUCAGAAUCUUAUAAACAGAAUGCGGAAUUCUCAUGGGACAAAAGAACACAAUCGUUUAUACUAUCAGGAUUUUUCUACGGUUACAUCUUUGUCCAGAUCGUCGGCGGAUGGGCAGCGGGGCGGUUCGGUGGAAAGUUGAUGAUUGGCGCGUUUAUGGGGUUGGGCUCUCUCGUCACAUUACUCAUCCCAUCCCUUGCGAGGACCAGCCCGUACGCCUUGGUUGCUGCAAGGGUCGUAAUUGGAAUGAGUGCGGGUCUAGCGCUACCGGGUUGGUUCAAAUUGACGGCUGUCUGGGCGCGUGAGAAUGAAAGAACGAGAUUCAUCUCGAUAGUAUGGUUCGGUCAGAUUCUUGGUGCAAUUCUCGGUUACACAUCAUCGGGUCUUCUCUGUGUGUAUGGAUUCGACAACGGAUGGGGGUCUAUAUUCUAUAUAUACGGUGCGUUCGGUGUACUUUUUGUUGCUUGUUGGUGGUUUAUCGUGCAAGAAACUCCAAGCAGUGACCUGAAGAACAAUGAAACAGAAAUACAGCUUUUGAAAAAGACUUUAGAUGAAUCCGUCAACAGAACCCCAGCUAAAACAGUGAUUCCCACAGUGCCUUGGUUGGAUAUGGUCACGUAUACACCAAUAUAUGGACCGCUGGUCGCACAUAUUUGUGACACGUGGACCUUUUACCUCAUUUUAACGUGUCUACCUCAAUAUAUCAAAGAAGUGCUCAAAUUUGACAUUCAGAGCAAUGGUGUCUUCUCGUCGCUGCCCUUCCUCAGUAUGAUGGUGGGAAUAGCUCUCUCAGGACUUCUAGCUGACCAAAUCAGGACGAGGAAACUACUUUCUAUCACAAAAAUAAGGAAACUUCUACAAACUGUCUCAUUCCUAGGCGUUGCUACAUGUAUAUCCGUCCCUGGUUUCCUUACCUGCGAGGAAAGGUAUCUUGUGAUAGUACUCCUGUGUCUGUGUACGUUCUUCGGAGGUAUUGGAGUAGCAAGUGGAUACACCUGUACAUACGUCGAUAUGUCGCCCAGGUUUUCACCAAUUUUAUUCGGGAUCUCCAACACAGUUGCAUCCAUUCCUGGUAUAUUUGCUCCAUUGGUAGUUGCAGAAGUCACAAAGAAUCAAAGCAGUGAGGAGUGGCGUAUUGUCCUGUUGACUGCUGCUGGUGUUUCUGUAUUCGGGACAAUCGUGUAUGACCUCUUGGCUUCCAGUGAACUCGCUCCAUGGUCGGAUAGAAUGGAGUUUGAAAUCGAAAUUAGUUUGGACAAAGACCAAAAGUCUGAAUUAUGACAAUGAAGUGUAACAUCGUGAUGAACACAUACAUUUGAUUGGGUCUCGAAAAGUGUAAUACAUACCUUGUUGUACCCAAAGGAAGACAAAAACCUUCGAAAAGUCGAGAAUGGCUCGUUUUGAUAUAAUAAUUAUAUUCUUAGGUGAAUAGUAGGUUUAUUCGGUAAAAAGACAUGAACAUUAUAUGGCACGUCAUAAUGCAGACAAAUUAUAACAUAUUUCUUUUGAAAAUAAGACUAUGUGGCCUCCGGAUAAAUCAUGUUUUCGGUCGAUACUAUUUACAUAGACUUUUUAUAUUCUGUUCGAAUAAAAAAGCGUUCUAAGGUAUUCUAUUUGUGGUUAUAAGUGAGAAAGUGUAUUUGACUGUAAUAAUAUCAGAAAAUAAAUACAAUGCGAAAGAGGUUGUUAGAUG
Messenger RNA from Mya arenaria, 2199 nucleotides. RefSeq lists its product as uncharacterized. Gene Ontology annotation, molecular function: transmembrane transporter activity. Gene Ontology annotation, biological process: transmembrane transport; monoatomic anion transport. The record is from RefSeq and is a predicted model, not a curated record. Bases 186 to 1787 code for a protein of 533 amino acids. NCBI's taxonomy places the organism in Eukaryota, Metazoa, Mollusca, Bivalvia, Myida, Myidae. The transcript is spliced from 11 exons.